CUGUAAAAUAACUCGAGUAAUGGUUCUCUUUGGCGUAAAAUAAAGAGAAAUCUGGCGUCUCGUCGUCUCCUCCGCUCCUCCUCUCCUUGCGCCAACAAGCCGACUCGCGAUCUCCAUCGGGCAAGAAGAGCAGAGCAGAGCAGGGGAGGGGAUCCUGCAGAUCUGGAAGAAGCUCUUAAUUUCAGAGCCUUAACCUCUCUUAAUACUACAAGUAACAACAGUUUUGUUGUUUGUUCCCCCCACCCCAAAAAGUUUAGGCGCACGCAUCGCCCAUGGCCACCUUCGAGCUCUACCGGAGGUCCACCAUUGGCAUGUGCCUCACUGAGACGCUCGACGAGAUGGUCUCCAGCGGCACCCUCAGCCCGGAGCUCGCCAUUCAAGUUCUUGUCCAGUUUGAUAAGUCUAUGACGGAAGCCUUGGAGAACCAAGUCAAGAGCAAGGUUUCUAUCAAGGGCCACCUGCACACUUACAGGUUCUGUGACAAUGUAUGGACAUUCAUCUUGACUGAAGCAUCAUUCAAGAACGAGGAGACUACAGAACAAGUUGGCAAGGUGAAGAUUGUGGCCUGUGAUUCCAAACUACUCAGCCAAUAAAUUGAUAACUGCGAGGUCAGGGUUUGCCUGGUAUUUGUUAGUCUCUUCUGCUAGACCUGGCUCCGCCUGAAGUGUACUGUACCACCACAUUGUUUGUUUCAUAAUCAAUGUGUGUCAAUACAAUCGUAUGUGCUACCAGAGUAUAUCACAGCAGCAACUGUUUUAAUUUGUAUGCUUAUGUAAUUGUUAUGCUACUGCUGUGUUGAUAAUGUGAUAUAAAUGACUAAACGAUGAGUAGUAGAAAUUGUGCGGAGUCACCCUCCCCCUUCCUCAUUUCUGAACCCUUUGGUUCUGUGUGACUCUUUGUAUGUAACAUGAACAAAUACCUCCUUUCCCGUCUUUUUUUUGGAUCCUAUGUUAAUGGUACCUUUACAUUA
Molecule: messenger RNA, 970 nt
Organism: Oryza sativa Japonica Group (Japanese rice)
Lineage: Eukaryota; Viridiplantae; Streptophyta; Magnoliopsida; Poales; Poaceae
Source: RefSeq, a predicted model, not a curated record